UUGAUUUUCUUUUAGUUUAAUGUAUUUUUUGCUUUAUUGUGGGUCUUGUGUAAGUCUGCAUAUGUAGUAUUUAUCAAAUUUAAGUAUUACUACAUUCUUUAAUUUUUUUUCAGGGUAAAGAAUAUACUAUUGCAAUCAAAUUGUGUUUUGGAAGCAUUUGGGAACGCCAAAACAAACAGAAAUGAUAACUCUAGUCGAUUUGGAAAAUACAUGGACAUAAAUUUUGAUUUUAAAGGAGAUCCUUAUGGUGGCCAUAUAAGCAACUAUCUUUUAGAAAAGUCUCGUGUUGUUGCUCAACAAAGAGGUGAAAGGAAUUUCCAUGCUUUUUAUCAGCUGCUCUAUGGAACACCUGAGUCCUUGCUAGCAAAAUAUGGAGUUAAGAGGGAUGCUUCUCUUUAUCACUACACUCGACAAGGUGGAAGCCCUAAAGUAAAUUCUCAUUUUAAAUUCAUUUUGUAAUGAAUGCUAUCUUAUUAAAUGUGUAAUUA
Molecule: messenger RNA, 488 nt
Organism: Parasteatoda tepidariorum (common house spider)
Lineage: Eukaryota; Metazoa; Arthropoda; Arachnida; Araneae; Theridiidae
Source: RefSeq, a predicted model, not a curated record